AUGGUAGAGUCAUACAUGCAGCAGGCAGAAUUGGCUUUGCCACCUGCAUACGAUGUUACCUGGUUUUGUAACCAGUUUCUGGGCGUGGAUUCUUUCCCGUCUCUAAGGGAGACUUUCGCAGAUUUACAUUUCAAGGGGCGCGAAAGCUUCACUUGGAACGCGGGCUUUGUUAAUUUUUAUAACGAAAUAUGGAGGGCCGAAGACUCCCCGCCAGGUAGCGUUGUAAGUGCUUCGAAUCAGCUUUUUUUGGAAACCCCAUUGGAUCAAUUUGUCAUUUACCCAAUAAUUGAUCUUCAUGUGGGCAAAUUUUAUUUUACAUUUACAAUUUUAGUCUUGUAUAUGCUGCUCACUGUCGUUUUGGUCGUUUUUCUGUUUUUUGUUGUUACGGAAAAGGGAGGUGGAAAGUCAGUGCCAAAUGCAUGGCAAUCCUUGGUCGAGCUUAUUUAUGAUUUCGUGCUGAACCUGGUAAACGAACAAAUAGGUGGUCUUUCUGGAAAUGUGAAACAAAAGUUUUUCCCUCGCAUCUCGGUCACUUUUACUUUUUUGUUAUUUCGUAAUCCCCAGGGUAUGAUACCCUUUAGCUUCACAGUGACAAGUCAUUUUCUCAUUACUUUGGCUCUUUCAUUUUCCAUUUUUAUAGGCAUUACGAUCGUUGGAUUUCAAAGACAUGGGCUUCAUUUUUUUAGCUUCUUAUUACCUGCGGGAGUCCCACUGCCGUUAGCACCUUUCUUAGUACUCCUUGAGCUAAUCACUUAUUGUUUUCGUGCAUUAAGCUUAGGAAUAUGUUUAUUUGCUAAUAUGAUGGCCGGUCAUAGUUUAGUAAAGAUUUUAAGUGGGUUUGCUUGGACUAUGCUAUUUCUGAAUAAUAUUUUCUAUUUCAUAGGAGAUCUUGGUCCCUUAUUUAUAGUUCUAGCAUUAACCGGUCUGGAAUUAGGUGUAGCUAUCUCACAAGCUCAUGUUUCUACGAUCUCAAUUUGUAUUUACUUGAAUGAUGCUACAAAUCUCCAUCAAAAUGAGUCAUUUCAUAAUUGAAUAAAAACGAGGAGCCGAAGAUUCUAGGGGGCUACAGCUGCGCUUUUGCAGCACUGAACAUGGUUCCGGGUACUCAAGAUAUUGCGUUUGUGUUUGGAGAGGUGUAGAUUGUAGAUUCCAGCCGAGAAGACCAGGAAAAGAUAAGGAUAAAGAAUGUCAUAUAUCUCAGGAGCUAGAUCACUUCCCGAUGAACAAGUCAGAAUUGCCUCAACAAAAAUGGAUGGAAUUGGACCGAAAAAAGCCAUUCAGCUUCGUUAUCGAUUAGGUAUCAGUGGGAACAUCAAGAUGAAUGAGUUAACUAAGUAUCAGAUCGACCAAAUUGAACAAAUGAUAGCUCAAGAUCAUGUUGUUCAUUGGGAAUUGAAGAGGGGAGAACGAGCAGACAUCGAACGAUUAAUUUCUAUUUCUCGUUAUCGUGGAAUUCGUCAUCAAGAUGGAUCGCCCUUACGCGGUCAACGAACUCAUACUAAUGCAAGGACUGCUCGCAAGCAAAUUCGGAAAUGAAAGAAGGCUACCGAAAGAACAAGCAACGGAUUUCGCGCUCAUCCCUUGCUAAAGCGCAUACGUUUUCUUGCUCCUUGGUACUUGUCUGAUCAAUCACACUGUUCAUUAGUUCACUUGAUUUUUCGUUCGAUGUCUUGAACCGCUUACUAAUCACGUAUACGUAUAGUAGGCCCCCUUCGCCACUCCACGUCUGGCCCGUCUUGGUCUCGCUCACUUCGCCCGCCUAUCGUAUCGGCUCGGCUUCGUCCGUCAAGCGACAGCUUCUGCCUCUGACGGCUUCACUAUUGCUCAUGACUGGUAGUAGUUGUCUCUAUGUAGUAGUCGGCCUUUGUUAAGCUUCGCCAGAAGCGACUAGUCGCUUCCCGAAUGCCUCUUUCUUGUACUAAUUAAUGUGUAUGGUCUAGUCUUUCCAAUGCCUCCUUCCUUGCCGCCAACGCACGCUAGAUGGAGAGUAAGCAAGCUACCUUGCUUGCAUUGCAUUCGUUAAACGGUAGCUUCCGCGCCCUUCCUGCCUGCUUCAAUUGAUGUGAAUGAUCGUGUCUUCGACAUCAAUUUCAGUCUGAUUAGAUAUGUCAUUGAAACAAAUCUGUUUUGUCUCUU
This is a messenger RNA of Triticum urartu, 2136 nucleotides long. Lineage: Eukaryota; Viridiplantae; Streptophyta; Magnoliopsida; Poales; Poaceae. The record is from RefSeq and is a predicted model, not a curated record.